Symbiodinium sp. CCMP2592 is the source of this 1134-nucleotide messenger RNA. Lineage: Eukaryota; Dinophyceae; Suessiales; Symbiodiniaceae. The record is from the annotation of a GenBank genome assembly.
AUGGGGCCUGCAAUGUACGCGAUGGACUUGGCGGCUUGGCGGGCCGCAGUUGACUGCGAUUGGAGGGUGCUGGAUGUGGCUCCGAAAGAGCUCUGUGCAGAGUACGAGGUCAUGCUGUCGGCAGUCCUUCAGUCUGGCCAAGCUCUGAGCCACGCGAGCGAGGAGCUCAGGGGAGCUCGUGCUGUGGCACUUGCGGCGAUCCGUGGCGAUGCCGGGGCUUUGGAAUUCGUCUCUCCGCAGCUGGCGCUCGACAGCACCUUCAUACUUGAGGCCGCGGCCCAGAAUCUGCGGGUCCUUGAGGUGUGCGAUGCUGAGCACCGGGAGGAUCGGGAGCUCAUCCGGGCAGCCAUCAAGCAGAACUGGAAUGCCCUCCGCUAUGCAGCGCCCUUCCUCCGUCGUGACCCGGGGGUUUGCCUGGAGGCAGUGCAACAGCACUGGCGUGCGCUGCUGCACUGUGAUGAGGAGAUGUGGAGUGACAGGGACUUCAUGCACCAAGCCAUCAGGUGCCGCUGGCAGUCAUUCCAGUUUCUCGGCCCAGACCUCCGCGAGGACCACGAGCUCGUGCUCGAGGCUGUCAGCCAGGAUGCUGCUGCAUUGGACUUCGUUGGAGAAAAGCUGAGGGGUGAUGCAGCCUUUAUGCUCGCCGCGACCAAGUACCAUCACAUGGCGUUGACAAAGGUGUCUCCAGAGUUACAGGAGGAUCCGGCCUUUUGGAAGUCCGUGGUGCAAGAGAUCGACGAUGGCUGGAGGCUGGCCUACGUAGACUAUGGGCCGAGCAGCUUAUGCGACAACCCCGAGGUGAUGCUGGCAGCGGUGAAGCAGAACGUGGAGGUGCUCUCCUACGGCACAAAGAAGGUUCGAAGCGAGCCAGAGAUUGUGGAAGAGGCUGUUCGGAGAAGCUGGAAGGCGGUAGAAUAUGCAGCGAACGUCAAUGCCGCCUCCAUCGUGGAAGCUGUCAAGCAGGACUGGCGAGCCAUCUCUUUGUACAUGGACCAUUUCUACCAAGGGCCGACAGACGACCUGCCAGGAUCUCACAGUUUGGGCAUCCCUCCUCACUGGGCAGUGAUGAAUCCCGACCUUCGGGGCUUAACUGGGACCAUGGCUGAUGUGGGAGGACACUAUGGUGGAUGGUAG